This is a messenger RNA of Cornus florida, 3678 nucleotides long. RefSeq lists its product as uncharacterized. NCBI's taxonomy places the organism in Eukaryota, Viridiplantae, Streptophyta, Magnoliopsida, Cornales, Cornaceae. The coding region runs from base 1 to 2205 and encodes 734 amino acids. The record is from RefSeq and is a predicted model, not a curated record. Gene Ontology annotation, molecular function: zinc ion binding; nucleic acid binding. The transcript is spliced from 5 exons.
AUGGAUGAGAGACAAAUUAUAUGCUAUUGUCGAUUUGAUGGGAAAAUUGACAAAAAUGAGAAUGGGGAAAUUAUAUACAUCGGCGGUGUCACAGACCCUUUUAUGAUAACAACAACAACAACAUACGAAUCAUUUAUAAAUGAGUUACAACAACGUUCAUCUUCAAACAUGAGUGGUAAAGUCAUAUAUUAUACCACCGAAUCUAACAAGAAUGAACUUUUGAGGAUGACGGGAGAAUCUGGAUUUAGAGUGAUGCUUCUAGUGAGUGGUCCCAUGCUAAAUGUGUAUAUGGAAGAUGCAGAGCCUGUAAUUGCAUCAUGCACAAUUCCUACUGAUCAUAGUGAGAGACAAUUUGUUGAAGCCACAUCGCCAAUUGGUCUUCUACAAAGUGUUGCGUCAACGUCUUCAUUUCCUCCGAUAAAUGCGCAUCGGGAUUCUUUCCGACACAUUGAUGACAUUCUUUGCGUGGAUCAGCUUUUUGACAGCCCAAAUGAUUUCAAAGAUGCACUCGUUUUGUUUGGUCUUCGUAAUCAUUUUCGGUUCAAGUACUUGGACAAUAGUAGAAAAUAUUAUAGAGUUGUGUGCGAGGUUAAUAAUUGUCCAUGGAAAUUAUCAGCUGGUUGUGAAGGAAGUGGUGAUAUAGUGAGAAUCAAGCGGUUUAAUAAUGUUCACACUCACACUGCUCAAGACAUUUCAGAUUAUAAAGCCAUUUUUUGGUCGAAGGAAAUGGGUCGAGCUAUUGUGAACAAGGUUAGGGACAAUCCUAAAUGCACCCCCAAGACUAUUUCCACAGACAUAAACGGUGAAUUUUCUGCUAAAAUGACUUACAUGCAAUCGUGGAGAGCUAAGGAGUGUGCACGUCAUAUCAUUGAGGGAAAUCCCAAGGAUAGCUAUAUUUUAGUCCCGUGGUUGUGUGAACGAAUAGCAGAAUAUAUUCCUGGGACAAUUACAUCGUGGGAGUGCACGGAUGAUAGGAGAUUUAAGCGAGUGUUUGUAGCUUAUGGGUGCUCCAUACGAGGUUUCAUCAACUAUUGCAGGCCCAUGUUAGCAAUCGAUGCUUGCCACUUGAGUGGCAAUUAUAAAGGAACAAUGCUUGGUGCAACGGGGUUCGAUGCGAAUGAUGGCUUGUGGCCUUUGGCGUAUGCUGUUGUUUCUUCUGAGAAUGAUGAUGAUUGGCAUUGGUUCUUGAGCAAGGUGAAAGAGAUUCUAGAUGGUCGCAUUGUGACAAUCUUAACCGACAGGCAUCCGAGCCUAAUAAGUUGUAUUAGAGAUAUUUUUGGCUCCCAGUACCACUCAUGGUGUCUUCGUCACCUAACGGCGAAUUUUUCUACAUCCAUUCUUGGGAGACAAAGUUUAGGAUUGAGGGCUUCGGGUAAAGAGCAUGCGAAAAAAUUACUCGAUAAAAUUGCAUAUGCUCGAACUGUAGAUGAGUAUAAGAAUGCAUUGGCUGCCAUGCGGGUAUUUCGAGGGGAGUUAUGCGAUUGGGUUUUGGCGAAUUCACCUGAACAUUGGUCAAAUGCUAUGUUUACUUCCAAGCGUUGGGAUAAAUUAUACACCAAUCAAGCAGAGUCCUUCAAUGCAUGGGUGAAAGAAGAGAGGGUUUUUUCAAUCACAAGGUUGAUGGAUACACACAUGCAAAGACUCAGCAAAUUUUUAUACCAAAAGAGUUUGGACGUUCAGAAGUGGACUAUCCCGGUUGGGGAUCGUAUUGAGGAGAAAAUAAAAAAAGAGCAAGAGUUAGCUCUUGGUUUUCAGUCGAUGCGUGUUUCGCCUACUGAGUGUACAAUAUAUGAUCGAGACAGAAAACCAUUCAGGGUGGUAUUUGGCAGUGAAAAUUCUUGUAGUUGUUUGAAGUGGACCAUGAGUGGGAUUCCUUGUUCGCAUGCAUGCUAUGCCAUCCAUGAAUUAUCUUUAAAUAUUUAUGAGAUGGUUGAUCCAUGGUUUAGGGUUGAAACACAACAAAAACUAUGUGAACAUCUCAUGUCUUCUGUCCCCAUGCAUGAUAUGCCGAAUGCAGCUGCUGUUGCUGCUGCUGACGGUGAAGGUGCUUCCCAUCUUAGGCCUCCUGCGGUAACACGUCCCCCUGGACGACCUCGUAUUAAACGAAUCGAAUCACAAUUUCAAAAUGUAAGGUCGUUACACUGUUCGCGAUGCGGCGAGAAUGGUCAUAAUCGUCGAAAGUGCAAGGCUCCUAUACCUGGAUAGAAUAGUUAUAUAAUUGCUAAUUCUAGUGGAGUUAUUUUGUAAGGUGUUAAGGCCUUAAAUAUGGAAUUAUUUUGUAAUUACUAUUAAUUCCUUGGAGCUCCCCUACUGCAUUAGUAUAACUAUGUUGUGAUAGUAUUUCUAACUUAUUUAGAAAACAUUUCUAAGUAUGAUGUAACUUAUUCUAAGUUGAAUCUGUAUUAUUCGUCUGGUGGUUUAUUUUGGUAUUGAAAUUAUUUUCCUGGGUCCUCGUAUGAGUCUCAUGUGGAGUGUUAUUUAAAAAUCAUAGGUGUGUGAGUUUUCUGGCAGCUGGAGGGUCGUGAAAGCAAGGAGGUUAUGGGAUUAUGUGACAAUGGACGGGCUUACAUGUUACAUGCUUACGGAAGGCUAGGAAAAUAACAUCAUAUUAAAGUCAUUAUGACUUGUUUCCUCACUAUUAAUUCCUUGGAGCUCCCCUACUGCAUUAUGACUGUUAUUUCAACCACAAUUUACCUCAUGAGGCUGAAUGGAUAAAUCAGUACAAAGGAAGAGUGUUCAGUUUAAACGACAAGCCUGUGGUGCAUAAAAUUUGGCUGCCGAAUGAGGAAUGCCCCAGAUUGGCAAUGUCUAGAGCCUUUGGGGACUACUUUAUUAAGGAUUUUGGACUUAUAUCCGUCCCUGAAGUGAGGUGUUGUCACAUAUAACCAGCAGAGACCAAUUUGUUGUGUUGCGAACCGAUGAGUCUUCCCGCUAGGGGCUGGGAAGAGAUAACAACGGGAGCGUCGAUUGCAUGGCUAUCAAGUACAUCAAAUUUGAAUUGGACACAAAAAUGUCGCGAUUCCCUCUCUCCGAUCAGAAACUUCGAAGGCAAAAUUUGUGCGAAAAAGUAUGUGUUUCCAUCUGCUUGUGUGUGUUUAUGUAUGUUCGCCAACCAAUUGAUAUUUUCGGCUUUCUGUUUCGUUGCAAUGAAUUCAAGAAAACGAGAAAAGUUUAAAUUCUUUUAGCUUUUGUAUCGAAUUCCUUUUGAUUUUCUUUCUUUUGUUUGUCUUCGUGAAUUUGUUGGACUUUUGGAUUUACUGUGAACUACGGUUUCUUCGUCUACUAUUUGAAUGUUUCUUUUUUUUAGACGAUAUCUAGUGUUGUUUGCAAUAUCUUUAGAUUUUUGUGGUUGAUGUUCCCAUUAAUUUCUUGGAUUUUGAUUUUUUUUCACGUAAGGGUUUCUUUAGCAUAUUUGGAUGGUUUAUUGUCUACGAAUAUGAGUUUUCAGGAAUUUAGGGUUUAUUUGUUCAACUUGUAUAGAUUCUGCACGACUAGAAUUUUUGACAUCAUUAGAUAAUUUUUUGGAUGGUUUGGAUUUCCAUGGGAUUCAACAUGAAGAUUCAGGGAAAACACACUCAAUAUGUUUUUGUUUCUAUUUGUAUAAAUUUGGAUUUACGUAGUUCUUUCUUUAUUCAGAGAAAUAGACCCAAUAAAGUUUAAAUAAUCAAUAGGUCCCAU